CUCUCCUGCCAACCAUGGAGACAUAUUUAGACAGGACCAGGUGGGGACUGAGGGGUGCCAAUUUAAGGGGGCAGCUCCGGUUCCCUCCCCGCCCCCUGCUCCUAUUCCUCCUCCUGACCCUUUUUCCCUUGGCUCUGUCGGCAGUUUCUCCAGGACUCAGCAGUGUCCUCUGUCCACUGCUCUGGGCCAUUCCCCAAUCCCCCCUCCCACUUGAGCCUCUAACUCAGAAUCUGGGACCCAGGGGCCCCUCCCUACCCCAGCUAACCUCUUCUGGACCAGGAGAGCCAACCCAGAUCCCACUGCCUCCAUGAGUGCUACAGGCAGGAUGGGGCCCAGAGCUGUGCCGGGCCUGCGGCUGGCACUGCUGCUGCUGCUGGUGCUAGCGACACCCAAGUCAGGGGUACAGGGGGAGGAAGGGCUGGACUUCCCUGAAUACGAUGGUGUGGACCGUGUGAUCAAUGUCAAUGCAAAGAACUACAAGAAUGUGUUCAAGAAGUAUGAGGUGCUGGCACUCCUCUACCAUGAACCCCCCGAGGAUGACAAGGCCUCACAAAGACAAUUUGAGAUGGAGGAGCUGAUCCUGGAGUUAGCAGCCCAAGUCCUAGAAGACAAGGGUGUUGGCUUCGGGCUGGUAGACUCUGAGAAGGAUGCAGCUGUGGCCAAGAAACUGGGCCUAACUGAAGUGGACAGCGUGUAUGUAUUCAAGGGAGAUGAAGUCAUUGAGUACGAUGGCGAGUUUUCUGCUGACACCAUCGUGGAGUUUCUGCUUGAUGUCCUAGAGGACCCUGUGGAAUUGAUUGAAGGUGAACGAGAGCUGCAGGCAUUUGAGAAUAUUGAGGAUGAGAUCAAACUCAUUGGCUACUUCAAGAGCAAAGACUCAGAGCAUUACAAAGCCUUCGAGGAUGCAGCUGAGGAGUUUCAUCCCUACAUCCCCUUCUUCGCCACCUUCGACAGCAAGGUGGCAAAGAAGCUGACCCUGAAGUUGAAUGAGAUUGAUUUCUAUGAAGCCUUCAUGGAAGAGCCUGUGACCAUCCCAGACAAACCCAAUAGUGAAGAGGAGAUUGUCAACUUCGUGGAGGAGCACAGGAGAUCAACCCUGAGGAAACUGAAGCCAGAGAGUAUGUAUGAGACCUGGGAGGAUGAUAUGGAUGGAAUCCACAUUGUGGCCUUCGCAGAGGAAGCUGAUCCUGAUGGUUUCGAGUUCUUAGAGACUCUCAAGGCUGUGGCCCAAGAUAACACUGACAACCCAGAUCUUAGCAUCAUCUGGAUUGACCCUGAUGACUUCCCCCUGCUGGUCCCAUACUGGGAGAAGACGUUUGACAUCGACUUGUCAGCCCCGCAAAUAGGAGUCGUCAAUGUUACUGAUGCGGAUAGCGUAUGGAUGGAAAUGGACGAUGAGGAGGACCUGCCUUCUGCUGAGGAGCUGGAGGACUGGCUGGAGGAUGUGCUGGAGGGCGAGAUCAACACAGAAGACGAUGACGAUGAUGACGAUGAUGAUGACUAGUUGCUAUGGCAACCAUCUUUCAACCCCACUGGUCUUUUCAUACUCUCUCCUGCCUUCCUUUGUCCUUCCCUGAGUUCCUCCAGAGAGACUAGGUUAUUCUCCGCCAUAGAGCUAACUGGGGUCUAUACGUUGGGUGCUGAGACCCUGAUCCCCCUCAUUUGAUGAGGAAAUGAGCUACUUUUCCCUAGACAUCAGCCCAGUUCUCUUUUAUCUGACUUCUGUUUCUUAUCCCAUAACUUACUUGUAUCUAUUAUGUGUCUCUUCCAUCACUCUCCAUACUCUUUCUUGUGAUUCUCCUCUAGCCAUAUAUAUGGGCCCCAUCUCUGUUCUGUUCCCUCCAUCUACGCACAGCUUUCCCCCACUCUCUCUAAUCCUGUAUCUUUCUGACUGUCCUGUCCCUGGCCAGAAGGAAGGGAGGAUACUGUGUUUGGGACUGUAUCUCAGCAAUCACUUGUUAAUGUAUUUGGGUCAAAUGAGAGGCCUCAAUAAAGACAUCUGGGGCAGCAUGAA
Molecule: messenger RNA, 2014 nt
Organism: Macaca mulatta (Rhesus monkey)
Lineage: Eukaryota; Metazoa; Chordata; Mammalia; Primates; Cercopithecidae
Gene: CASQ1
Product: calsequestrin 1
Biological process (GO): regulation of skeletal muscle contraction by regulation of release of sequestered calcium ion
Cellular component (GO): sarcoplasmic reticulum lumen; Z disc
Molecular function (GO): calcium ion binding
Source: RefSeq, a predicted model, not a curated record